Messenger RNA from Rotaria sp. Silwood1, 819 nucleotides. NCBI's taxonomy places the organism in Eukaryota, Metazoa, Rotifera, Eurotatoria, Philodinida, Philodinidae. The record is from the annotation of a GenBank genome assembly.
AUGCAAUUUGGCACAAUUGUUUUCAUUGUUCUCAAUCUUAUAUUGAGUUCAAAUGCUGGCGAUCUGUAUCCGAGUUAUAAUUUAUCAAUUGAUCCUAUGAAAGUAUUUGAAUGGUCGGAUAGUCCUGCACUUGCUUACAUAACAACUGUUCGACUAUUUGAUUAUGAUCAUCAUAUAUUUCAAUAUAGACGUUAUCCAUGUCAAUAUUUUUAUACUGAUGAAAUUCAAUUAUUUUUGAAUAAUGAAACAAUAAAUCAAUGUUUAUAUAAUACAACAAACAAUGAUUAUGAAUAUGGUUUUCAACUUCAUUUUGAUUCACGUCAUGUUGAACCAUAUAUUUUACGAAAUAUGGCUAUUCAAUGUAAUUAUAUUAAUUGCAGUCUUUCAUUAUUAAACAUAACAUAUAUACAUAUUGGCUGGAAUUUUAAAGGUAGAGAGAAUAAUCCUGAUUGUUCAUUUAAUAUUGAUCAGCCAUAUAAUAUUAUGCGUACACCAUAUACUGUAUCAGAAUUGAUUACACUUCGAUGUAAAUCAUUAUCUGCAUGCAAUCAUUCAAAAUCAAAUAUAGAACAAUUUCUUCCAUUAUAUGUUCGAUUAAUCUAUGGUUCAUCUUACGAACUUCAAGUACCUUAUUGUUCAUUGGAAAAAAGUCUUAGUCAUGUUAUGAAUACAAAUUUUGCACAAACAAAUCGUCUCUUACAACAAAUAAUUGAAAUUAUACAACGAGCUUCUGACAAAACAGAUGGAAGUGAACAAGAAAAAAUAAAAGAAUCUGUUCAACAUGUUUUAUCUACAAAAAAUGAAACCGUGAAUAGCUGA